Paraglomus brasilianum is the source of this 609-nucleotide messenger RNA. The record is from the annotation of a GenBank genome assembly. NCBI's taxonomy places the organism in Eukaryota, Fungi, Glomeromycota, Glomeromycetes, Paraglomerales, Paraglomeraceae.
AUGAUUUAUUACGGCUUUUAUUGCGCUCCUCUACUACAGGCAAUAUAUCUUGGCAUGAUAUCUCUGUUUGGCGGAGCAACAAUAGUGGUUGCUGUGGCUAGUCACUUCCGAUCACCAGAGUUUAGAUGGUUUAGGACCGGGUUAUUUAUAGCCAUGGGAUUAAGUGCUGUGUUUCCUAUAGCUCAUGCGCUGAUAAUAUAUGGGUGGCGCUUAUGCUUCGACGUUAUAUCAUUGAAUCAUAUGCUGUUGAUGGGCGGCAUGUAUAUAGCAGGAGCUCUUAUUUAUGGAGCGAGAGUACCCGAGAGAUGGUUUCCAGGUACAUUCGACAUAUGGGGAUCGUCUCAUCAAAUAUUUCAUAUUUUUGUGGUUGGAGCAGCAUUGGUUCAUUAUUAUGGGGUAACAAAGACUAUGGCCUAUUGGCAUGCACAGAAUCACUCGUGCCAAAAAGAAAUUGAAUUGAUGGCCACUGGGGUUAAAUACGAGAAAGCAUCUGUGCAUCUGUGCAUGGUAAUAUUGAAUGUUAGAAUUAAUAUCCUAAUAUCUCACCCAACCAAUAAAAUCCAGUACCCAGUUACUAGUUUCUAUUCCAGUCAGAAACAUGAUACAUAG